AUGUUGAAAGCUAGUACUCAGAAUAAUAAAGAAAGAGCUUCUGGGAUUAAAAGUCUUCAAGAUGGUAAUUUUAUAAUCCCAUCAUCUGUACGUCAUGAUGGAUCUGUUAGAUCUGAAAGAAGAGUUCGACCAGGGUAUAUUCCUCCUGAAGAUAUAGCUGUGUAUAGAACAGUGCAUCAUGAUCAGCAUUCUCAAAGAGUGGCUCGUAUUUGUCCUGGAACUUUAGACUAUUAUUCUUCUGGAACGGCAACUUUCCCUAAUCUAAGUAAGAGUGCAAAAAAACGGUCUAAGCAAAAAGAGAAAUCUCAGAAUUUGAAAAAUGAUAAUAAUAUUGAGUGUUCUGAACUGCAGGUUAAGAAUUCUUUAGUUGUUGAUGUUGAAAAACGUAUCCGAAAUUUGAAAAAAAAGAUUAAAGAGACACAGAAACUUGAAAUGCGUUUUAAGAAUGGGGAAGCUCUUCUUGAUGAUCAGAUUGAAAAAAUAAUGUCAUUAGAUACCCUUGUUCAAAAAUUAAAAGGUUUAGAAGUGUCAUCAGUUUAG
This is a messenger RNA of Pneumocystis jirovecii RU7, 540 nucleotides long. RefSeq lists its product as uncharacterized. The coding region runs from base 1 to 540 and encodes 179 amino acids. The transcript is spliced from 2 exons. Gene Ontology annotation, biological process: exon-exon junction complex disassembly. The record is from RefSeq and is a predicted model, not a curated record. NCBI's taxonomy places the organism in Eukaryota, Fungi, Ascomycota, Pneumocystomycetes, Pneumocystales, Pneumocystaceae. Gene Ontology annotation, cellular component: exon-exon junction complex; cytoplasm. Gene Ontology annotation, molecular function: RNA binding.